AUGUCACUAUGGUUGCAACAAAGAAGUUUCCAGUGUCUCGGAACAAAUAAUUACUCGAAGUCCAUGUUGAUUAAGGGUACUCUUUUAUCAUUGAAAAAUAUGCAGUGGCCUUCGUGGUUGCAACCAUAUGUCGAAGUCUUAUUGUUAUGGAUUUCAUGGGCAAUUGAUUGUGUUGAUUGGGAUUAUUUGGAAUAUCUUAUAUGGCUUUUCCUGCCACUGUUCGUCGCUUUCAUAUUACCAGCUAUUCUUCUACUUUUUAUAUAUGGUUGUGUCAUUUUUCUUCAUAUUUAUGGCUUGCGAAAUCGUAUUCGAGAGGCUUACGCUAGUAGUUUAUGGGAUGGCGCACGUAUCAGUAUCGCAUCCUUCUGGGAUGCAGUAGGAUAUGUCUGGCACGGUUAUGAAAUAAAAGGUUUGGAAAAUGUGCCUAAUGAAGGCUCCGCUCUUCUUGUAUAUUACCACGGAACAUUACCAAUAGAUGUAUAUUAUGUUAUUGCCAAAUGUAUGCUUCAUAAGAAGCGUACUCUUCACUGUGUUGGUGAUAAAUUCAUCUUCAAAAUACCUGGAUGGGGAAUGAUUUGUAAGGUUUUUUAUAUAACUCCUGGAACGGUAGAUGAUUGUAUGGCACGGCUGAAGGAUGGCCAUUUACUAUGCAUUGCUCCCGGUGGUGUUCGUGAAGCCUUGUUUUCUGAUCCCACUCGUUAUAACAUUAUGUGGGCUCGCCGUUUGGGCUUUGCUAAAGUUAUCAUUGGUUGUCCAGGAACGCCCGUAAUUCCAAUGUUUACUGAAAAUUGUCGUGAUGCUUUCCGUACUCCGCGUUGUGGACGAAAGAUUUUUAGAUGGAUUUAUGAAAAAACGCGACUACCACUUUGUCCAGUAUACGGUGGUUUCCCGGUUAAAAUGAUAACGCAUCUAGGCAGACCUCUUUAUUUUUCUUCUGAUAUGAAUCCAGAAGAUGUAAAAAAGGCUGUGAAGGGCGAGGUACAUGACUUAAUUAGAGAACAUCAACGGUUACCUGGAAGUAUAUUGCUCGGAAUCAUGCAGAGGUUUUAUGAUAAGCGGCGCUCUAAACAGGAUGUAUUAUUGGAAGAAAUAACUUGUAGUAAUCUAUGCUCAAAUAACAUUACACACAGCGACAGCAUUGCUUCCUUAGGUCAGUUGUCAUCGCCAGACAUUCUAAUUUCCCAUGUAGAUGGUACAGUAUCGCUCGAUAUCAACUGA
Messenger RNA from Brugia malayi, 1218 nucleotides. RefSeq lists its product as uncharacterized. NCBI's taxonomy places the organism in Eukaryota, Metazoa, Nematoda, Chromadorea, Rhabditida, Onchocercidae. The record is from RefSeq and is a predicted model, not a curated record. Bases 1 to 1218 code for a protein of 405 amino acids. The transcript has 9 exons. Gene Ontology annotation, molecular function: acyltransferase activity. Gene Ontology annotation, cellular component: membrane.